CCCAUCCACCGCCGGCCGCCCCUGUCCCAGCCGCGAGCUCGUCUCCUCCGACCAGCGCGUCCCCCACCGCGCCAACCACCGUUUCCCGGCCUCUCGAAGCCACCGCGCCACCCCGCGCUCGUCUCUCUCUCUCUCUAGUCUCAGGGCUGUUUCAAUAAGCUAAAGACGAGAAAAAUGGAGAUGCCUAUGGAGAAUUUGUUGAGUUUGGGUGAUGAUGGUGGUGAUAGCAACACAUUGAUCUUGCAAAGUAAGAAAAAGAAUAAAAAGAAGGGCAUGAAGCAGGAGUGUGAAAAACGGAAGACCGAGGCAACCCCAAAAUUGAGCAAAUCACAGAAGAGGAAGCUAAAGAAAUUGGAGGAAGAGAAGGAAAAGGCACUUUUGCUGUCGAAAAGCCUCGAAACCUUACAGAAAUAUGAGAUUCCAGACGGUGCAUUUUCUCUUCUGAAGUCGUCUAGAAACAUUGGUCAGGCUGAAACUGUGAAGAGAAAACGUAGGAGGGUGGUAGAAUGUACUGCUGAAGUUCCACAUAGUGAUCAACCACUUGAGAAAAUGGAUGCUGACGGUGUUCUUACUGAGAGUGAAACCGAGUUGGAUGAACAGUAUUUGAGUCAGGAUCUUUACAAGAAUGAUCAGGUGCAGCCAACCGUGGUGGAAAGAGGACUCCCAGAAAAUGCUAUUCUUUCUUUGUGCUCGUCCCAGCAUCCAGUUGAUGGCAAUGAGCCCGGUGUGAAUGAUCAAUAUGUGGCUGAUGAUUGCAGAAAAAGCACAAACUUAAUGGAUAGGACCAUUGAGAGCCUAAAAGUGGAGCUUAAUAGUACAACACCAACUGUAGUGCACGUAUCAAGGCCAGCCGAUGUUGAGAAAACGAGGAAGGAUCUUCCAAUUGUCAUGAUGGAGCAGGAGAUAAUGGAAGCUAUCAAUUACCAUUUAACUGUCAUUAUAUGUGGAGAGACUGGGUGUGGUAAAACUACCCAAGUUCCUCAAUUCCUUUAUGAAGCUGGAUUUGGUUCAAGACAAUAUGUUGCUCGAGGCGGUACUAUUGGUGUUACCCAACCGCGCCGUGUUGCUGUUCUUGCCACGGCUAAGCGGGUUGCACAUGAGCUCGGGCUCUCCCUUGGUAAAGAGGUUGGGUUUCAAGUUAGGUAUGACAAAAAGAUUGGCCACAAUAGCUCAAUCAAGUUUAUGACAGAUGGGAUUUUGCUACGAGAACUUCAGAAUGAUUUUUUGUUAAGGCAUUACUCUGUUAUAGUUCUGGACGAGGCUCAUGAGAGAAGCUUGAACACAGACAUUCUUGUUGGAAUGCUUUCACGUGUAAUUCAAGGCCGUGAGAAAAUAUAUGCACAGCAGCAAAAAUUAAUGCUUUCGGGGCAAACUAUAAGUCCUGAAAAUCAGAUUUUCCCGUUAAGACUUGUGCUGAUGAGUGCUACAUUGCGAGUGGAGGACUUCAUUUCUGGUAAAAGGUUAUUUAGCAAUCCUCCCCCCGUGCUUGAAGUUCCUACCAGACAAUUUCCAGUCACUACACAUUUCUCAAAAAGAACAGAGAUUGUGGAUUAUAUUGGCCAAGCAUAUAAAAAGGUCUUAGCAAUUCACAAGAGGCUGCCACAAGGAGGUAUACUAGUCUUUGUCACUGGUCAGAGAGAAGUUGAAUAUUUGUGUCGAAAGCUACGUAGAGCUUCAAAGGAACUCAUAUCGAGGGCAUCAAAAGGAAAGGUUGAGACUGAUCAAGCAGUCACCAAGAUUGAAUCUGUUGAGGGAAUAAGCAUGGAGGAGAUCAAUGAAGCUUUUGAUGCUCGUGGACAUUCAGAGCAGCAGGAAACUGACAUGUUUCGCUCAAAUGAUGAUGAUGAUGAUUCUAAUAGAUACGAGGAUGAAUUGGAUUUUUUAAAUGAUUUAGAAUCAGAUAGCGAAUUGGAAAUUAUGGAUGAUAAUGAGGAGUCAUUGCAAGAAAAAACAGCGGAAAUUCAUGAUGGUAAUCUCAUGGAGGUGAACCUUGUUUCACUGAAAGCUGCAUUUGAAGCUUUGGAAGGACAGGCUGCCUUAAACUGUAGUUCUGAUGGAAUACAGCCUGGCCCAGUUACUCAGGAAGCUUGCUUAGACCAAACCAAUCCUAUCGCUGAAAAAACAAGUGGGGGUGAAAAUGGUUCAUCUGUCGGUGCCCUGUGUGUUCUUCCUCUAUAUGCCAUGUUGCCUGCAGCAGCACAGCUACGUGUAUUUGAUGAUGUCAAGGAAGGGGAGAGGCUUGUUGUUGUGGCAACAAAUGUUGCUGAAACCUCUUUAACUAUUCCCGGAAUAAAGUAUGUUGUUGAUACAGGAAGGGAGAAAGUGAAAAAGUACAACUCCUCCAAUGGCAUGGAAACAUAUGAAGUUCAGUGGAUAAGUAAGGCUUCAGCUUCUCAACGUGCAGGAAGAGCUGGAAGAACCAGUCCUGGCCAUUGUUACCGUCUAUAUUCUUCGGCAGUCUACAACAACACAUUCCCUGAUUUUUCUCUUGCUGAAAUAUUAAAAGUACCAGUUGAGGGUGUUGUCCUUCUCAUGAAAUCCAUGCACAUUGAUAAGGUUGCCAAUUUUCCAUUUCCAACUCCUCCUCAGGCUGCUGCAUUGAUUGAAGCAGAACGCUGUUUGAAGGUUCUUGAGGCUCUUGAUAGUGAUGGAAAGCUUACAGCUUUAGGGAAGGCCAUGUCUCGCUAUCCCAUGAGUCCUCGACACUCGAGGAUGCUCCUUACUGUUAUUCAGAUAAUGAGGAAGAAGAAAAGUGACUCUCGACCUAAUUUGGUUUUAGCAUACGCGAUUGCAGCAGCUGCAGCUUUGAGCUUGUCAAAUCCUUUCGUCCUGCAGUUGGAAAAUAGUAAUAGUAACACUAGUAAAAGCGACUUGGACCAAGAUGGGGGGAGUCUUGACGCUUUAGAGAACAAUAAAGUCUUGGACAAGGAAAAAUUGAAGAGGAAGAAACUAAAAGAAGCUGCAAAAACAUAUCGGGAAAAAUUCUCUAAUCCCUGUAGCGAUGCUCUAUCUGUAGCCUAUGCUUUGCAAUGUUUCGAACUCGCGGAAAGCCCAAUGGACUUCUGCAAUGAGAGCUACCUACACCUUAAAACCAUGGAGGAAAUGUCCAAGCUGAGAAAGCAGUUACUUCAGCUGGUAUUUAGUCAUACUGAUGAUUGUGAUCUUGAGCAGGAGUUUUCGUGGACCUACGGUACUCUAGAGGAUGUGGAACAAUCUUGGAGGGCGUCCUACAAUAAGCACCCUCUUUCACUCCUCGAGGAAGAGCUCUUAGGCCAAUCCAUAUGUGCUGGUUGGGCAGACAGAGUUGCAAAACGCAUAAGAAGAAUUUCAAAGUCAUUGGAAGAUGAAGGGAAAGUUCAUGCGGUUCGUUAUCAGGCCUGCGCGGUCAAAGAAAAUGUGUUUCUUCAUCGUUGGUCAUUUGUCUCUAAUUCAGCUCCGGAGUUUUUAGUUUAUAGUGAGCUGCUACAGACAAAACGGCCCUACAUGCAUGGAGUGACGAGGGUAAAACCAGAAUGGCUUGUUGAGUAUGCUCGUUCUCUAUGCACUUUCUCUGCGCCUUCCACAGACACCAAGCCUUAUUAUGAUCCUAGAACUGACCAAGUUCUGCAUUAUGUUGUUCCGACUUUCGGGCCUCAUUUAUGGAAACUUGCACAACAUAGCUUGCCCAUUAGCGAUGUUAACCAAAGAGUGGUGGUUUUCGCUUACGCUUUGCUUGAAGGGCAGGUGUUGCCGUGCUUAAGAUCUGUUCGCAAGUUCAUGGCAGCUCCGCCCGCCAGCAUUUUGAGGCCAGAGGCAUCGGGCCAAAGACGGGUAGGAAACUUGUUGACCAAGUUAAAGGUCAAGUUCGUAGAUAGUUGUGCCAAAUUAAGUGGGGUCUGGAUGGAGAGCCCCAGGGAACUAUAUUCCGAAAUCCUGGACUGGUUUCAGGAGGGUUUCCGCAACACGUUUGAAGUGCUUUGGUCACAGAUGCUGAGUGAAGCCCUUUUAGAGCCCAAGAACGGUUUCCCAAGAAGUCAAAAGAGUUUCCAAAGAACGAAAAAAAAAAAAAAAAAACAAGAG
Morus notabilis is the source of this 4059-nucleotide messenger RNA. Its product is annotated as ATP-dependent RNA helicase DEAH13. Gene Ontology annotation, molecular function: ATP binding; RNA binding. The transcript is spliced from 12 exons. Gene Ontology annotation, biological process: maturation of SSU-rRNA from tricistronic rRNA transcript (SSU-rRNA, 5.8S rRNA, LSU-rRNA). Gene Ontology annotation, cellular component: nucleolus; intracellular anatomical structure. NCBI's taxonomy places the organism in Eukaryota, Viridiplantae, Streptophyta, Magnoliopsida, Rosales, Moraceae. The record is from RefSeq and is a predicted model, not a curated record. The annotation marks the transcript as partial.